AUGGACAACAGCAGUUCCUCCCUCACUGACCCUUCUGUCCCCGUCGAUCUCUUCGACAUCACCCACGCCAUGCCGCCCUCCCUCAACCACAACAGCACCCUCACCGACCUCCCUUACAUCAUCGAUCCUCUCGGUACCAUCCACAACAUGAAACUCCCCGUCUUCCACAACCCCAUACCCAUCGACCUUCCACUUCCCGCAAGCAUCCUCGACUAUAUCUACCUCAUGGAGCAUCCUCUAACACUCACCAACCACUGUAUAGUCACCACAGCAAUCCCCAAUAAUGCUGCUCUCCCUGGAGCUCUUAUUGCCGAGACUAAUGGAAAUUGGAUCACCCACGUCCCAAGCAAUACAGUGCUUCAGCUCCCUCACCAUCAGCCUUACCUCAACCAGCAAGGUACAGACAACGCUAUCGCUCAGGAAGUCGACUACAAUAACGAGCCAAGCACCGCCAUAGGAUCAUAUUCAGUCGCUGGUCCUACCAUACCCACCGGACACACAUAUGUUCCCCUCACCCACUGUCAUCCACAGGUCAAUACGCGCGACCAAGCUACCGCCACUUUCACCACUCGUCUCGGCCAAGAGCUAGCGCCAAUGUUCCACAAGAAGGUCUUUGUCGAUUCAGUUUCCUGUGAGGCGUACGCAGAAUCGGAGUACCUUGGUGGAGGAACGUUUGGAGCUGUCUACGAGGUUGUUGACCGCUUUGGGACGAUCUCGGCGUUGAAGGCUCCAAAGAGAGCAGCCAAACCUGAAAUAAUUCAACGCGAGAUAGAUCUGCUCAAGGCGGUCAAGGGUUGCACCAACGUAGUGGAGUUCCUGAGUGAGGUCAACGAUCUCAAGCAGGGACGAUGCCUCCGAUUUGAGAUGUGUUUCCAUAGAGACUUCCUCCAGCUGCUGGCAAAGAGGGGUGCCUUGACUAGGCCGGAAGUGCUCUAUUUUGGUAGACAGAUCUUGGAAGGACUACACGCGAUUCACAGCAAGGGCAUCAUCCAUAGAGAUAUGAAGCCCGAGAACAUCUUGGUCGCUUCAGGCAUGACGCUCAAGAUUGCGGAUUUCGGAUGGGGAUUACGGAAACCAAAGAAAGGCAAGCAAUCUGUCCCUGUCACUGGAAGAGCCGGAUCAUUGGGAUAUGCGGCGCCCGAGUCGUUCUUCAACGGAGAACAUGAUUUCCCCCUCGAUAUCUUCGCCACGGGGAUCAUCUUCAUCUAUAUUAUGACUGGCACGAAGCCCCGCAUCACAGACGAGUAA
This is a messenger RNA of Linnemannia hyalina, 1248 nucleotides long. The record is from the annotation of a GenBank genome assembly. NCBI's taxonomy places the organism in Eukaryota, Fungi, Mortierellomycota, Mortierellomycetes, Mortierellales, Mortierellaceae.